Molecule: messenger RNA, 809 nt
Organism: Camponotus floridanus (Florida carpenter ant)
Lineage: Eukaryota; Metazoa; Arthropoda; Insecta; Hymenoptera; Formicidae
Exons: 5
Coding region: 93-692 (199 amino acids)
Cellular component (GO): nucleus; cytoplasm
Source: RefSeq, a predicted model, not a curated record
UGGUCAAACGGGACGCUCCCGAAUAAACGCAUUUCUUGAAAUUAGUAACUAGGCGAGGAGAUUGGCACAAUUUUUUCUUCCUCUAACCUGAUAUGUCACAGGAACUCCACGCGUGCCUUGUCCGCUAUUUCGCACGUUUACAGAAGUUGGAUGAAAAAUGGAAAGAAUUAUCGGCGAAAGCUGAAAGACCGCUUGAGGCUCUAGCUAAUCAAGCCGAACAAUUUCGACACGUUGCAAAUGUAAACAUAAACGAAACAGAAAAUGACAUGGAUGGAGAAACGCGGGAAAGAUUGAUGUUCAAAAUUCUUAUGGGCCUCGAAGAUGAAAUUGCGCUUCUCCAGGAUAUCUUGACACAAUUUAAUGACGCGAAUCAGGAUUUAAAAAAUUAUUUGAUCAAAUUGGAAAAUGCCAGGAGCCAAGUAUCCCUCAAGGAUGAAACAAUGCAAGAAUUAAUUAAGGGAACGUCUUAUCGACCAAAACUUAAUCUACUUUUAGAAUGGGCUGUGGAAAGUUUCCAGUUCUAUCAUAACAUGUAUCUUCGUAUCAGGGAUUGCAUGAAAUCUAUCGAUUAUAAAAUGGAAGAGACUAUCGAUAAUUUGAUCUCCUCCUUUGUGGAAGAACAGCGUGGGAGGAGGAAUAUAUAUAAGAUACUCGCUUUUACACAGUUCCUUGCUAAGGAGGCUCUUCGUUAAAAAAUUGGAAAUAUAUGAAUGAAACUUAAAAAAAUCAAACAAAAAUACCUUAUAUCCUUAAAGGUAUUAUAUAUUUUAUGGAAGACUACUUUUAUAAUAAAUAUUUUUUUAUAAAUG